Molecule: messenger RNA, 2431 nt
Organism: Odobenus rosmarus divergens (Pacific walrus)
Lineage: Eukaryota; Metazoa; Chordata; Mammalia; Carnivora; Odobenidae
Gene: ZNHIT6
Product: zinc finger, HIT-type containing 6
Exons: 9
Coding region: 149-1465 (438 amino acids)
Biological process (GO): box C/D snoRNP assembly; snoRNA localization; maturation of LSU-rRNA from tricistronic rRNA transcript (SSU-rRNA, 5.8S rRNA, LSU-rRNA)
Cellular component (GO): pre-snoRNP complex; nucleus
Source: RefSeq, a predicted model, not a curated record
GGACGAAAGUGGCCGGUGUUUGCUCCUUGCGGCUUUCGGUCCCGCACGUGGGCAGCUGUCGGUGUUCCGACCCAGAAUUCGUUCCUUUUGGCGUGGACAAGCCACACUGAAGGACAGAGUGGCAGCGAAGGCCAGAGGUCGUGAGCUGAUGGAUACUGCUGUUGAAAAUGAAGGGACAUUGGGAGGAGGUCUGCAGAGUGGAGCUGAGGGGGCGCGGCUAAGGCUCGAGUCCGGUAGGGAGCGAGUCCGGGGCACAGCAGGGACGGACGCUGGCAGUGUAGAAGCGGGGAAUGGACAGGCAGGAAUGGAGAAGACAGAGGAUAGAGAAGGAAGUGGACAAACGGCAGAGGAGAUGCGAGUGGACCUAACGGUUGUGAAACAAGAAGUUAUGGACUGGUCGGAAAUGGAAGACGGGAUGCUGGAUGGCCGGUGGGUAAAGCAGGAGGUGAAGGAUGGGCCUGAGGUGAAAGAGGAGAAACCAGGCACUUGGGAGGUGAAGCAGGAGAUGGAUAAUAGUUUUGUGGUAAAAGAAGAGAAAGUGGAUGGAGCAGAGGUAAAAGAAGAGAAAGUGAAGGUGAAGGAAGAGGUGAUGGACUGGCUAGAUGUGAAGGAAGAGAAGAAAGAUAACUUGGAGAUAAAAGAGGAGGUGUUUGUUGCUCAGAACAUAAAAAAGGAGGAAAUGAUGGAUGACGUUUGUGUAAAAGAAGAGAAGUAUUUCCCAAAGGAAGAAGUGAUGGAUGAUCCAAAGGUGAAAGAAGAGCCUCAGAUAAAUCCACCAGUGGGUUUCAAACGGAAACUGGCCAUGUCAAGAUGUGAAACUUGUGGUACAGAAGAAGCAAAGUACAAAUGUCCGCGUUGUAUGCGAUAUUCCUGCAGUUUGCCCUGUGUAAAGAAACACAAAGCAGAACUGACGUGUAAUGGAGUUCGGGAUAAGACUGCAUAUGUUUCCAUACAACAGUUUACUGAAAUGAAUCUCCUAAGUGAUUAUCGGUUUUUGGAAGAUGUGGCAAGAACGGCAGACCACAUUUCUAGAGAUGCUUUCUUAAAAAGACCAAUAAGCAAUAAACAUAGAAAACAACAGUUUUGUUGGCAUGUGAAGCUCCAGUUUCCUCAGAGUCAAGCUGUGUACAUAGAAAAAAGAGUACCAGAUGAUAAAACUAUUAAUGAAAUCAUAAGACCUUACAUUGAUCCUGAAAAAUCCGAUCCUGUAAUUCGUCAAAGGUUGAAAGCCUACAUUCGCUCUCAAACUGGGGUCCAAAUUUUAAUGAAGGUUGAAUAUAUGCAGCAAAACUUAGUAAGGUAUUAUGAACUGGAUCCUUACAAAAGUCUCCGUGACAAUUUGAGGAACAAAGUGAUCAUUGAGUAUCCAACAUUACAUGUGGUAUUAAAAGAAUCCAGUCAUGACAUGGAAGUUCUUCACCAAGUGAAAAGUGAAUCUCCCAAGAACAUUGGCAAUGAAAAUUGAGCACUUCUUCUGGAGGAAGAAGGCGAAAAUUCCCAGACAAUUGCAGAGGACUGACUAUGCAUUGACUAGCUGUUGGAUGACUGGGAUAUUGUCAGUGGGUGGUUGAAAUUUUUUGUUUCUCUGAGAGUAAUUAAACAGUCUAAAAGUUUUUUUGAAAAGGUGUAUUUCCUAGCCUCUUGGAUUGACUUGUAAGGCCCUUAUUCCUAGUAAUAAUCCCUUUUUUGCACCUGACCAGCAUAGUGCUUAUUUCAGUUAGGCCCAGGGUUUUAAUAUGCUUAAUUCCAAGGCUGAAAACUUUUUUUGUUUAGUUUGAUGCAAGACCAAACCCAAGAAUCACCUGUGUCAGCCACAAAGUUGGCAGUUUUGUUGGUAGAACCUCACUAAACAUAAAGGCUGUGUGACACACCAUUUAGCCACAGGAGGACUGACCCAUCGUUGCCCAUUCUUGUCUUUGGGGUUUGUUUGUAACUCACCCUCUUGAGAUGACUGAGUGGUUCUUUUUUACUUGGGUAGCAUCUAGUUCAGUGUCACAUGUAAAGGAUAAAUAAGUACUAUUAACUAUUACUUCUUAUAUUCAGUUCACAAAAUCAAUGGCCUCAUUGUUUGAACCAUCAGUGCUCACAAAUUUGGCUCUCCUUGUUUGCACAGUGAGCUGUGUCUUAUUGUGAAUUCUGUGCCUUUCAUCCCGUUCCCAUUCCACUCUCAUUACCAUACAGGGGUGUUGUGAUGAGCAGAAACAUCCAGCAAUAACUAAAGAAAGAAACACUUGGAACUCUUCAAAGUGUUACUGGAAUGUAUAUGUGCAUUUAUGUACAUACAUGGCUUAAUUUAUACCUUAUGGCAGUUCUGUAUACAUUAUGAUCUCACAUAUUGAAAUUAAAGUUUCCUAGUUUUAUUGGAAUUUACACAGUUAUGAAAUUGCAAUAUGGCUAUAAAAGAGUAAAAGAUUAUUACAUCUGUGUUGCA